AUGGAAUACCUCAAGACGUGCACCACGAAUGCGCAAGUCAUUGGAGACUUCGAAGCUGUCGCCUACCAGGCCUUCUCCGUCGCCCGCACCGCCGCCCUCGCCGACGGGAGCCCCUCGGAGGACACGCGCGCUGUCGAGGCCGCCCUGCGCGCACGCCAGCUCUUCGUAGCACGUGACCCCACCAGGCCCUGCCUAUGGCUCUUCACUCCCACCGCUCUCGACCACGCCGCCUCGCACCCUGCCGACCUGCCCGACGUCCCAGGCUAUCUGCUGCAACGCGAACACGCAGGUCUCACAAAAGCCCUCGAAUACGCACGUCCGCCCUUGGCUGUUCGCUACCCCCCUGCAGCUUCCUACGCCGCCCUGGCCGCCGCCCAGAACAACGCCGCCCACUUUGCCGACACGCGCGCCACCCCCAGCACCAGCAGCCAGGCCACUGCCUCGGACCAGCCGCCGCCUCCUGAUUGCUUCACCGUCUACGAGCUCUUCACCUCGUCUGUCGUUGCCCUCAUCACCCUGUCCCUGGUCAAGGAAUGCGCCGUGACCGCGCUCAACUACCGUACCUUGAUAUCCAGGCCCGUCUUCCACUCGCACCAAGACGCCAUCCCCGCCUCCGACCUUCGCGCCGACCCGCACUGGCUCACCAGCAUCACCGUGCAAUGGGCGAGCUCCGGUACGCUCGUCGUGUCGACCUUCACCGAACAGAAUCACGACAUCAACUGCCUGCAGGACGUCUCCACCGACGCCGAGCGUAAGCGCCUGGUCGGCAAGUGUGUGCGCGUGGCUCCCAAUGGCGCGCUCGGCAGGAUCAUAACUUUCGACGACCCUCUGCACCUCGCCCUCGAAGACGCUGCCCAUCGCCCGCGCAGAAAGCGAGCCAAGAGAAGCACGCUGGAGCAGAGCAUUGAAAAAUGGAAGAGCACCGUCAAGCGCUGGCUCUCUUGGAAGGGCUACUCGCUGCCCAACCUUGACUGCAGCAGCGCCUGGGUCAGGCUGCGCACCACGUUCAACGACCAGCCAGCCGCAUCGGACUGCGUCUUUGUCUCUUCAGACCAAGACGUGCUGUGGCCUCGGGCGUUGUGCUACUACUACGGAGCGUCCAGUGAGGCAGAGCCGCCGGCGCCGUUGGGACAUGGCCCUGGCACGGCCGACAGCGUACUGGCGUGGUUCGAGGGCCUCGAGUCGGCAGGCUUCAGAGACCCCUACGACGUUGCCCAGGAAUGGCUCACCGGCAAGGCGGAGCGCGACAAGAAGAUGUUGGAUGCACAGCGCAAAGCCAAAAAGGCCGAGGAAGACGUGGCCCAUCACAAAGAGGAGGUCCAAGGUCUGUUCCCGUCGUCGCCGCUCAACACGCGAAUCGGCGCCUACGGAGAGCUCCAACCCGUCAGCGGCGUGUAUCCAACGCCCCCUGACGGUGUUGCGCCGGGCGCCUCCAUCUUCACCAGCGACACACCCAGCGUCACCGGUGCAGCUGCAAACGUCAUUCUCGCACCUGGCGGCACCAACCCUGCCAUCAACCUGUCAGCGCCGCAGGACAGUGCGCCAGCAGCAACGACACAGCAACCGGCCACGUCCCCCGCGGCAGCCGCAGAGACCAACCAGUUUGACACAUCUGGCGGCAAUGACGACCUUUUUGGAGACGACAUGGAUGACGACAGAUACGAGAAUGUCGUUGGUGACGAUGACUUUGACUUUUUUGACAGGCCCAACGACGGAGACGUGGAGAUGACGGACGCCGCACCAGCUCCAGACACCAAACUCGCAGUACUCGAGACGCCCAAGCCGCCUGUCAGCGUAAAGGCAGAGAGCAAGGAGGAAGCGUCCGACCCCCUAGCGUCGCUCGAAAACCCACCUGCUUCCGCAGCGAGCGACCCAAUCGCAGGUCCAGCGCACCAGGCGCAAGAAAAGCACACUGUUGCUGCUCCCGAGCACGACACCACUAAGCUGGACAGCGAUGCGCAAGACCAGCAAACGCCAUCGGCCAAAGCGUACACACCUCCGCUGAGCCCGAGCAGAGUACGAGAUGCACUGAAAGCCUCUCCAAAGAACGCACUGCCCCUGCACAUACCGCAGAACGAGCUUCAAGACCGCCGGGGCAGCGCGUUUGGUCCUCUCGCCUUCAGCCGCAAGAUGAGUAUGUCUGAUGCGAAAUACCAAGGUGGGCGUCAUGGGCCUCACACCGAUACCGAGCCUAAAGAAGAUCAACUUGAACACUCUCGACCCAAGAGCCUUCGAAAUGUGCCGCUGCUCACCAAGCUUCGCUAUGCAGUCGCACUUUCAUCGGCGGCCAAUUUGCCAAAGAUUACACCCUCCAUCAAGGGCGCUAGUGACGACUCGGGUUCUGAUAUCGACUCGGAGAGCAUGAGCUCUGAUGUGUCAGACGAGGAUGCUGACGCCCUUCUCCCCACGGUUUCGACAUCCUUCACAGGCGGCCCCAUCGUGUCGGCCAAGAGGAAGCUACCGACAGAGGGCAACGCUACGCCACUGUCUGUCACCUCGUUCGCUGAAUCGCUCGGUGGAGACCUGCUCGAGCUCCAGAACCUCCACCUCGACGAAAGCUCAUUGCUCACAUUCGAGCCAAGCGGUCGGGAUUGGUCUCUGGCGAAGCUCCCUUCUCCGCUGGAGAGACCGGUGGUGGGCGCCCGUCACAGCAUGCCGUUGUUUCCGCAUCCCAUCGGCCAAGUCCCGGAUACGCCCACGUCACAGCCAGAUGCUUACUUUGAGACCCCAGACGACAGGCCAGCCAGCGGAGCAGACAGCAUCAACGUAGUGCAGAUGAUUGCCGAGCAAAUCAUCUCCGCCACGCUCGACAUCCUCGACGAAGACCCCGCAACACCGCCUUGUGCUGUGCACAGCUCGAUGGGGAAGCGCUGGAGUGCUGUCAUCAAGGAGCUGUUCCCAAAAUCUGCCGACUGUAACCUGCCUGCGCUAGCAGCUGUCAACGAUGUCUUCCCCGAAAUGUCAGCUCACCCCAAGGGGCAGCAGAGGAUUCCGGCGCGGAAACCGAACGAGACCCCGCCGAUUCCUGGAAGUCAGAUGUACCUGAUUAACCCGCCUUUCAUCCGGGUGCGGCGUGGGGAGACUCCUUGGGACCUGCUGCCGCCUGCCGUAGCGUUUUGGGAGUCGCUGGGGCUGGCGCCAGUCAAUGGGCCGAAGAACGUGGUUGCCUUUUGUAUCUACCCACAUAGCGACUCGCUGAGGCCAUGCCUGGAGGGUUUCCUUCUGCACAUGCAGCUCGCCUACGAUACCUGCAAGCUCGGGACCCAUACGCGAGUCGAGACUGUGAGCGAGUACGAGGGCGGUCUGGUGCCUUGUAGAGUGGCGACGCCUGCAGCGCCUCGUGCCGUCUACAAGGCACUGCGGGAGACGUGCGUCCAGCUCGGAAAGGUUUUGGCUGCAAGACACGUCCACAUUCGUGAACAGCACGACGCGAACGUCGACGCCUUCAUCAUCUACAUGGUCAAUCCGUUCGACGAACCCUCCGCCCUGUGGGAGCUCUGCGCCUCCUUCUGGACCCUCUUCCAGACCUACGGCCAAGGCCCAGCGCACGCGGGCCAGCCACAGAAGCCGGAUCUUGUUCUCCAAAUCAUACCCAUCAAAUACAUUGCCUCCUUCAACCAUCCCGUCAUCCUCCCCAGCAACACCUACGUCAAGCUCGCCCACGAAGUCUACUCCCGCAGCCCACCCAGCACGCCCAACGAGGACAAGACCCCUCUCCCCAUCGCCUCUGCACCUGCCUUUCAGCUCGAAGAGUCGAUUCCUCGCGUGGUGCCGUUCAAGUUGCAGUCUCAUCCUCCGCAAGAUUUGCUGAGGGAGAACUCGUACAUACACAUGGCAUACGCCAUCAGUCUUGACGGCACAUGGUUGACUGCUGCAUGGACCGAUAGCUGCGGGAAGAGCCAGGCUACGUCAACGUACCACCUCGGCACGCGCCCAUUUCGCGAGCUUGCAAAGGAGAUCUGGGCGACCACUGUCUCGAUUGUAGAGGCGAGGAAAGUGCAGUGGCGUGUCUGCAUCGCGCGCGCGGGCGUCAUGGAUAAGGAAGAGCUGGAAACGUGGGUGUUUCUCACCUCCUGCCCUACGCAGUUGAACCUGUUCAUUACGCUCCUCAACGUAGACACGCAGCCGUCAUAUCAGUUCACCGCCACAGCGCCCGCCUCAACGAGUCAAAGCAAUCCAAACACCCCAGCCGCCACACCCGGCGCAGGAGUCUCUCCAGAUCCCACGCUUGGCCUUACGCCCGCCGCGACACCGUCCGCCGUUGACACUGCAGCCGAUCUCACACAAGACCCGGACGCGCGCCUCCUAGACGUAACGGACGAGACCUGGGGCAUCAUCCUCGCGCACCGCCUCCACAACAGCAACUCCACCAACCAGUUCAACCCCGCGCUCAUCUCCGGUCUGCUCGUGAAGCGCGGGCCAACCCAUGCCACAUCAGCAGGCACAGCCCGAGAAGAACGCCCCAUAGCCAUUGCCGUGAACAUCCUCUGGAUUGGCGCCGUCGGCAGCACCCGCGCCACCGCAUCACCCUUCCCGCCUACACCAGGCGGCUCAGACCCGGCCGGCAGCUCCUAUCUCUCGGGCGGGUCUCAUCCUCCGCCACCGGGCACCGCCAGCCAGCCGCCCACGCCCACCCAAAGCCCCCAGCAGACGAGCAGUCUCAUGUGGACGCCCACACCGCAGACGCGCGUCACGGCCGAGAACCUGCUGAAAGAAAUCAUGCAGCAGUUCAGGGGCUUGGGUUUGUUGGCCAGACUGCGAGGUCUAAGGGGCGGCAGACACGGGACCGUGCCGUGGCACAUCAACGCGGCGCUCCGGGGGGUCGAAGGGCUCGGUCGCGUGACGGGCGGCCGGUGA
Molecule: messenger RNA, 4857 nt
Organism: Ascochyta rabiei
Lineage: Eukaryota; Fungi; Ascomycota; Dothideomycetes; Pleosporales; Didymellaceae
Product: mediator of RNA polymerase II transcription subunit 13
Exons: 3
Coding region: 1-4857 (1618 amino acids)
Biological process (GO): regulation of transcription by RNA polymerase II
Cellular component (GO): mediator complex
Molecular function (GO): transcription coregulator activity
Source: RefSeq, a predicted model, not a curated record